AUGCCGUCUCUAGUAAAUUUUCUCUGUUUCGCUUUCUGUAUUUAUCUAGUUGUUGGGCAGCUAACGGUAAUGAAACCAAGUCAAUGUAUUCAUUGUAAUUACGGAAUGGUUUCUUCUCUCACUCGUGGCCCUAGUGAAACAUAUAUCUCUCUGAAAGUCAGUCAUGGAUUCAAACCCCUGAUCAAAAAUAAUCACAACUACAACUAUUACUUUGAUUUUUCGAUUCUUAUCGAUCUAGGUGGUUCAAUCGAUAGGUCUUCCUACGACAAAAAUGUUGGUACUUGCCCGGAGGGCACUACUGGUCUGAAAACCUCAAGUGUCCAUGUUUUACUGAGAUCCAACGAAAAGUCUAAAAAUGCUACAUGGGGACUUUGGAUUUCGGGAACAAAAAAAGAUGAAUGUGAGAAGGAGAAUACCACAGAACCAGGACCUUGUGAAGGAAUUAAUGGAUUCGAUUUCGAGGACAAAACGCUUCAACAGAAGAAUGGAUACAAAUGGUUUGAUGGAGAGCCGAAUAACUUGGACAAAAAACAAUAUUGUAUUUAUAUGAUGAUUGGUGGGCUAAAUAUUAAAAAAGGGAAAUUGGAUGAUGCUGGAUGUGAGGUUGUAGACGGUUUUUUAAAACGAGCAGUAUUAUGUGGAAAGGAAGCUACAUAA
Molecule: messenger RNA, 657 nt
Organism: Caenorhabditis briggsae
Lineage: Eukaryota; Metazoa; Nematoda; Chromadorea; Rhabditida; Rhabditidae
Exons: 6
Coding region: 1-657 (218 amino acids)
Source: RefSeq, a predicted model, not a curated record